AUGUAUAUUGAAAGAGAAGAAGAAGAAGAAGAAGAUGAUGAUGAUGAUGAUGAUGAUGAUGAUGAUGAUGAUGAUGAGGAGGAGGAGGAGGAGGAGGAGGAGAAAGAAGAAACAGGUUAUCGAUCAAAAAUAAUGAUGAUAGCGAUGAUCAACAUGAUUAUUACUAUUAUUCACUUGGUAACAUAUCAAUCAGGUGGGUGGAAGAAAUCUAAUCAAGAUACUCAUUAUUAUUACUGUCGUUUAACAAAUAGAUUUUUUUAA
Schistosoma curassoni is the source of this 261-nucleotide messenger RNA. The record is from the annotation of a GenBank genome assembly. NCBI's taxonomy places the organism in Eukaryota, Metazoa, Platyhelminthes, Trematoda, Strigeidida, Schistosomatidae.